Messenger RNA from Rotaria sordida, 648 nucleotides. NCBI's taxonomy places the organism in Eukaryota, Metazoa, Rotifera, Eurotatoria, Philodinida, Philodinidae. The record is from the annotation of a GenBank genome assembly.
AUGGGUUUUUAUGACCAUUUUGGAUAUAUUGCACCAUAUGGUGGUGGAAAAGUAUCAACAAAUUUAAAAAAUAAUGAUGUAAAUCAAUUUGAUGAUGUACCUUUACAAAAUGGUGGUGAUACAUCAUGGCAAGGAGAAGUUAAUGCUACUGAUCAAGCAUAUAAACGACAAAAUAAACCACGAUCAACAAAACCACAAGAUUUUCAAAUUCGAAUAAAAAUCUUUCAAGCACGUCAAUUAGAUGGAAGUAAUUUACAUUCUGUUUGUCGUGUACGUGUUGUUGGUUCUAUAAAACAAACAAAAAUUCAAAAAGGAACAAAUCAAUCAUAUUUUAAUGAAGUUUUCUUUUUUAAUAUAAAUAUGUCGGAAGCUGAAUUAUGUGAUGAAAUGAUUGAAUUUGAAGUUUGUAAUUCUCGAACACUUCGAGCUGAUAUGAAAAUUGGAUUAUUUAUAAUGGAUAUUGGUUAUAUUUAUUCUCAAGCAAAACAUUCAAUUAAUCGAAAAUGGUUAUUAUUAAGUGAUGAAGAUGAUCGAAUAGCUGGUGCUAAAGGUUAUCUUAAAGUAUCAGUUAAUAUAUUAGGACCAGCUGAUGAAGCACCAUCACAAGAAAAUGCUGGUGAUGAUAAUGAUAUUGAAAGUAAUUUAUAA